AUGGCGGCUCGCUGAAGGUGUAAGGGUCGAGACGGAGCCGGCUUUAUGAGUCAAGAACAUGUAUAAAACGCCAUGUAGCAGACUGUCAGGUUUGGUUGGUGUCACCGUGAAACAGAAGUUGGCACAAAAUAUUCCCCGAUGUAACCAAACUGCUCGCAGCCUUAUUCAGCUGCACAGAAGAGAUCCAUCAAACUGGCUGACGUACCAGCACCUCAACUUCCUGAAACGUCAGUAUGUUGCAAAGAGCAACAGUGAGCUUCACCAACGAGCCAUCCCCAAACAGGCUCCAGUGCUCACAAUUGUGGACGAGAGAGACGACAGCGUUGAAAGGCAGGUCCAGAGAGUACCAACUAUCGAUCCUGUGCAUGCUGAUCCACAGCCAGAGGAUGUCACCAGUAAGGCUCAGCCUGAAAUAUCCACCUUGAAGGCCGCCACAGAAGAUGCAGCGUUAACAAAAACGUCCAUGUCCAGUACGGUUGGGACUGUAGACGAGACUCCACAUGUCCACGUGGAGACGGAGAAGGCGAGGGAGGCACGUUUGGACAGACAGUGGAAGCAACUGAAGCUUAAUGUGGCCGACCUUCCUGAUAUUUACGCCAGACUUGCCAAAAUCAAACUCACAGCACUGGUGGUUACGACUGCAGCAGCUGGCUAUGCAAUGGCUCCAGUGCCCUUUGACCCUGUCACCUUCUUCGUGGCUUGUCUGGGAACGGGCCUUGCCUCGUGUACUGCCAACUCAAUCAACCAGUACUUUGAGGUGCCUUUUGACUCCAACAUGAACCGCACAAAGAACCGUCCACUGGUCCUUGGACAGAUCAGUCCCCUUCAUGCCGUGUCCUUUGCUCUGGCCUGUGGAGUUCCUGGAGUGGCGCUGCUCACACUGGCCGCAAACCCCUUGACGGGCUUCCUGGGCGCCCUCAACAUCUUUCUCUACACGAGUUGCUACACACCGCUCAAGAGACUCAGCAUCACCAACACCUGGGUGGGAGCAGUGGUGGGUGCCAUACCUCCCGUCAUGGGCUGGACAGCUGCCACAGGCUGUCUGGAUCCAGGUGCUUUAUUGCUGGGUGGUUUCCUGUACAGCUGGCAGUUCCCUCACUUCAACGCCCUGAGCUGGAACUUGAGGGAAGACUACUCCCGUGGCGGCUACCGCAUGAUGUCCGUCACCCACCCCGGCAUGUGCAAGCGCGUGGCCUUGCGUCACAGCCUGGGUCUGAUCGGCCUCUCGACCCUAGCACCCGUGUUGGACGUCACCACCUGGACCUUCCCCAUCAUCUCCUUACCCAUCAACCUGUACAUCAGCUACCUGGCCUUCCGCUUCUACCGCAAAGGAGAUCGUAACAGCGCCCGCAAGCUGUUCUUCUGCAGCCUCUGGCACCUGCCCAUGCUACUGCUGCUGGCGCUCACUUGUAAGAAACCUCGCAAAGAUCAGAAGGACACAGCUCUGACUCCGGCGUCUGCACCCCUCACAAUGCCAAGCUAACUAGAUUUUAUAUUCCCCACUAACCACUGAUCCACUGAGAUCCUUACUUGAGCUGAGAUACUCCUCCAGUGUCUCGGUCUGUUUGGACGGUUCCGUGUUAUGGGCACAUGAUUUUACCAGUGUUUCAUUUUACCCAGUGAUGCUCGCUGAAGAUCAGGUAAUGAGCUGGACAUAAUUUGGAUCAAAGUAGCUGAUUUACAGAAAACACACUGAAUUAUUACAUCUGGUUGUAAACGUUUCAAUGUGUGUGUACUGUAUAUAUUCUGUAUUUAUUUAUAUAGAGGCCCACUAGUUUUUCUCCAUGUUGUACAUGACUGAUGUUAAAUGACCUUGUACAGUGUAAAUUGCUCCUGUGGAUUCAGUUUAUUGCAUUGUACAAAAAUACAUAAGAGAAAAAAGACAAAUGAUGGACAGGAAGUCAUGUAAUCAAGAAACUAAUCUUUUGAUUUUCAGUCAGUGCAUAAAAAUAGGACAAAUAUAAACUGAUUUUGAAGCAGCUACGACAUUUCAUAUCUAUUGAUUGUUGUUCUGACUUAUACUUGAUCCCUGUUACUUGACAGUUAUUAAGCCUCAUUGUGUUUUGCUAUUCAGCAAACUAACUGAUGAGUCAUUCAUUUGCAUAAUGCUUUAUUUCAACACGGUUAGCCUGCACCAAAACAGAGGGAAUAGUAAACCCUUGUAAGACACACAAGGGUAAUGUUGU
Molecule: messenger RNA, 2186 nt
Organism: Scomber japonicus (chub mackerel)
Lineage: Eukaryota; Metazoa; Chordata; Actinopteri; Scombriformes; Scombridae
Gene: cox10
Product: protoheme IX farnesyltransferase, mitochondrial
Exons: 7
Coding region: 59-1483 (474 amino acids)
Biological process (GO): heme biosynthetic process
Cellular component (GO): membrane; mitochondrion
Molecular function (GO): protoheme IX farnesyltransferase activity
Source: RefSeq, a predicted model, not a curated record